AUACUGAGGCUCGUUGCCUGGGAGACACUGAGUCACCUGGUCAUAGUUGGCCAAUCAACAGUGAAGAGAAUAGAUCAUAGAGAGGACCUGUAAAUAGCGAAGAGACAUUGGCCAUCUUCCAGAUGAUGAAAAUAUUAUCUAUUAACCCUGUAUAGGCUGCACAAUGAUGGAUCAAUUGCUGUUUAUAGAUGAUUUGUUUCUCAAAAAGCCAACUAAGAGAUUCUCAAAGCCGGGCAUGAAUUUCGUCCCCAUUGCGGUCCCUUUUUGCUAUAUAUAGUCUAUUGUAGAAGAUAAAGAAAAGAGGAGAAAAGGAAAGAGAAGGAGGAGGAAAAUGGAUCUGUCAGACCUGUCUGACCAUGAGAUUGACCUCCUCAUUGAGAUGAUGGUGGAGAUGAUGAUGGAGGAAGAAAAGGAGGAAGAGGAGAAGAAUAGGAAUAAUGAGGUCAGAGAAGAGAUGGAAGAGGAGAAGGAGAAUCAGACUUCAUUCUUAAAUGAUGCCGAAUCAACGACCAAGGAGGAGACUAUGGAGUCCAACAGAAGGAAUGACAAAGAGCCUGAGAGACAGAGAUGGACAUCAAGAUCUGUCUCUCUCUUCUGUGGAUGCUUCAAGAAAAGCAACUAAAAUGUGAGUGCGCAAGACCUUACCACAAGAGGGCACUAUACACUACAUAUCGGUUUCUAGUAUACACCAUAUAUAAUGUGCUCUCUUGCCACAUACUGCGACUGUGACCAUUCUGCUCUAUUAGACUGUCGGCUUCAGGUUCUUGGUGUUCUCAUAUCUUUGCAGAAAAUAAAAAGAAA
Molecule: messenger RNA, 801 nt
Organism: Hyla sarda
Lineage: Eukaryota; Metazoa; Chordata; Amphibia; Anura; Hylidae
Exons: 5
Coding region: 332-622 (96 amino acids)
Source: RefSeq, a predicted model, not a curated record